GCCAGACUUAGAAUGGCUACGUUCCUCCCAAGUUAGUGUCAGGAGACUCUGAGGGCAUCAGAGGUCCUGCCUCUGACUGUGGGGGAGCAUUCUGAGAUCCUGUAACCUGUUUCUACAUUCCCUAGAGUUCUGCCUUCAGCCACAAGAUGGAUGGCCUGGAGACAGCCCUACCGAGUCUGACUGACAACGCCUCCCUGGCUUACUCUGAGCAAUGUGGCCAAGAGACGCCCCUGGAGAACAUGCUCUUCGCCUGCUUCUACCUCCUGGACUUCAUCCUAGCUUUUGUGGGCAACGCUCUGGCCCUCUGGCUUUUCAUUUGGGAUCACAAGUCAGGCACUCCGGCCAACGUGUUCCUAAUGCACCUGGCUGUGGCUGACUUGUCCUGUGUGCUGGUCCUGCCUACCCGGUUGGUUUAUCACUUCUCUGGCAAUCACUGGCCUUUUGGGGAAAUCCCGUGCCGACUCACUGGCUUCCUCUUCUACCUGAAUAUGUACGCCAGCAUCUACUUCCUCACCUGCAUCAGUGCUGACCGCUUCCUGGCCAUUGUGCACCCAGUCAAGUCCCUCAAGCUUCGAAGACCUCUCUAUGCCCACCUGGCCUGCGCCUUCCUGUGGAUCGUGGUGGCCGUAGCUAUGGCCCCACUGCUAGUCAGUCCGCAGACUGUGCAGACCAACCACACGGUUGUCUGCCUGCAACUGUACCGGGAGAAGGCCUCCCAUCAUGCCCUGGCUUCCCUGGCUGUGGCUUUUACCUUCCCCUUCAUCACCACGGUCACCUGCUACCUGCUGAUCAUUCGCAGCCUCCGCCAGGGUCCCCGUAUAGAGAAGCACCUCAAGAAUAAAGCCGUCCGCAUGAUUGCUAUGGUUCUGGCCAUCUUCCUGAUUUGUUUUGUGCCCUACCACAUCCACCGUUCAGUCUAUGUGCUUCACUACCGCGGUGGUGGGACUUCGUGCUCGGCUCAGCGUGCCCUGGCCCUAGGGAACCGGAUCACCUCCUGCCUCACCAGCCUCAACGGGGCCCUGGAUCCAGUCAUGUACUUCUUUGUGGCUGAGAAAUUCCGCCACGCCUUGUGCAACUUGCUCUGCAGCAAACGGCUCACAGGCCCUCCUCCCAGCUUUGAAGGGAAAACCAACGAGAGCUCCCUGAGCGCUCGAUCUGAGCUGUGAGCCCGAGCUGGGCGAGCCUCGGGGAGGUCCUGUCACCGGGCCAGCUGUACACUGUUGCAGGAAGACUGGCUAUUGACUGGGGUACACGCUACCAGAGCCAGUUAAAGAAGUCUAUCUUCCCUCACUUCCUGAGCAAACAAACGGAAGCGCCAGGAGUUCUCACCCUGCUCCAAGGCCUCAACUGCAAGGCCAUCCAGUCUGAGCAAAUCUAUCCAGAGGGAGGACUAACUACGGGGCUGCCUGCCCACCCCUCCACAGGACUGGAUUGGCCUGGCUUCUGCACGGCUCCCAGACACUCAGUGACUUCACUGGUGCUAAAUAGGGAAGGGAGCCACAGGGACAUUUCUGGAACAAUGGGAAUCUUUCUUCUCUACUAAACUUCUAGCUUCUUUGAUACUACAGAGGCCCACAGACACAAAGCCCUACAGAAUAACCCAGAGAGCAAGCUGCCCAAGGUCCAGGAGAAGAGGCAGCACAAAUGCCAACGGAACUGGAUGGACGUUUAAUAUUUCCUUUGAAGUGUAUGGUAUAUCGAAUAUUGUUUAAGGUGCCUUUGCCCCCAUGAUCUCUGUCUGAGUUUAGGGGACACAGACUCUAAUGACAGCCACAUGUGAGUAUAUUUCAGACUGGCUGCUUGUAAGCCCAGCAAAUAGAGUUCUGGACUCCGCCCCUCUUGCAACCGUGUCCCCACACCUGCCUCAAGCGCUGUCCUGGGCUUCUCAACAGAAUGUGGUCUCGUCAGACAUAUGGACACCAUUAGAGCCCACUGCAGGCAGGGAGCCUAAUGUGUGAACUUGUCUCCAGCUCCACCCAGAAGGGACAUCCUGAGCCCAGCUCCCUCCCAAGAGGCUUCUGCAGCCCUGGCUGCCUGGGUCUGAGCUGUUGAACUUGUUAGUGUGUGAUGACCGCUCUAAUGUGUCCCCUCCUGUACUUGUUUGUAAUACUCUUAAACAUAAUUGAGUCUUAAGAUGAAGGAAAUAAUCGUGCUGGUUCAACAUGACACAUGAUGUCCUCCCCCUGAAA
Messenger RNA from Rattus rattus (black rat), 2189 nucleotides. RefSeq names its product G protein-coupled receptor 17 (gene Gpr17). Lineage: Eukaryota; Metazoa; Chordata; Mammalia; Rodentia; Muridae. The record is from RefSeq and is a predicted model, not a curated record. Gene Ontology annotation, molecular function: G protein-coupled receptor activity. Bases 147 to 1166 code for a protein of 339 amino acids. Gene Ontology annotation, biological process: positive regulation of Rho protein signal transduction; phospholipase C-activating G protein-coupled receptor signaling pathway. Gene Ontology annotation, cellular component: membrane. The transcript has a single exon.